ACAAGUUGACUGACAUGUUUUGAUCACAGACUUUUGUAAACCGUGUUUAUUCGCAGACAUUCGUCGAAAUGUACAAACAUUUAACAUAGCCGUGCUCGUUCCUUUGCUCGCUUAACCAAUUUCGUGCAUUAUAUUUUAUCGAGAACUUCCAAUCGACUAGUUCACGGACUUUAUUUUAUUGGAAAUUUUCACCUGUCAGCUCUAUAAAACAUCAACAAUUACCGCGAAGGACUCGACACAAAUCUGAAAGCGAACGAAUUUUGUAAAUUGAAUGAAAUCAUUCGUCAAUCAUACGUACUCAACAAAAAUGGAUUUUGGCCAUGAGCAGAUACUGGAGAAGGAGGGACAACCGAGCAGUCCUAAAGCACCUUCCUGUCAGACAGUCGAUGCUUCAAAUGAAAAUGAUUAUCCGAUUUGUGACUCGAACCUAGUACAUGAGGCCGAGCAAACUUUCAAUUGUGACAUUUGUGGAAAAAAGUAUUUGUACAAGAAAGCCCUAAGCAAGCAUAUGGUCGCGCAUGCUGAUAACAACCUAUACAAUUGUGAUGUAUGCGGUAAAGAAGUAGCAUCUAAGCAACGUUUAAGGGAUCACAAAACGAUUCACAAUGGUGAGCGACCGUACAAGUGCACUGUAUGCGGAAAAGAUUUUGCCGUUAAAAAUUAUCUAUCCAAACAUAUGUCUACUCACAAACAAGAGUACAGAUAUAAGUGCGAGGUAUGCGACAAAAGUUUUAAUCAUAGUACCACCCUGGCGAGACACAAACGUAUUCAUACAGACGAGAAGUUUGCAUGCGUCAUAUGCGUGAAAGAUUUCACCACUAAGGAUUACCUAGAUAUACACAUGCGCAUUCACACGGCUGAUUACAAACACAAGUGUAAUGCUUGCGGCAAAGGAUUCAGAGACAAAUCAAUCUUGAAAGACCACGAACUUAGUCAUACAGGUGAACGACCUUUCAAAUGCAUCGUAUGUGGAAAAGAUUUCCCGCUUAAGUCUUACCUCACCAGACACAUGUUAAUUCACAAAAGUGAUUACAAGUACAAGUGUGAAGUGUGUGACAAAGGUGUUAACGAUAGCUCAAGCUUUACGAAACACAAACGGCUGCAUAUGGACGUGAUGUAUAAAUGCACCGUCUGCGAAAAAGAUUUUCUUAAUGAGCAUCAGCUCAGUAAUCACAUGCAUGUCCAUACCGGUGAUUACCGACUUAAGUGUGAUGCGUGUGGUACUGUAUGCGAAAAAGAUAUUGCCUUUAAGUAUCACUCUAACCAUGAGUGUGGUGUGUGCGGCAAAGAAUUGAUGGACAAAUUAGUCUUGAGAGAAUACGAGCGCCGUCAUACAGGUGAGCGACCGUACAAUUGUGCUGUAUGCGGAAAAGGUUUUUCAUUUAAACGUUAUCUAUCCCAGCACAUGAAUAUUCAUCGGGAAGAGCUGUCACAUAUAUGUACCAUAUGUAAUAAAAAUUUAAAAUCUAAACGUGGUCUAACCGGUCACAUGCGGAGCCACACGGGCGAGCAUAGAUACAAAUGUGAUGUGUGUGACAAACGCUUUUAUUACCUUUCGUUUUUAAAGGAGCACGAACGCAUUCAUACGGAUGAGCGACCCUUCAAAUGCAGCGUAUGUGGCAAAAGAUUCAUCAGACAACAAAAAUUGGAGAUUCAUCUUCGCCUUCAUACGACUGAGCGGCCAAUCGAAAAAGUUCAUUAGAUUUAUUCUAAUAUACUUUCUUCUAAAACGGGUUUUUAAAUCGUAAUCUGUAUACAAUCAGUAAGAGCACAUAAAAAUCUGAAUAUUACAGACAAAUCUGUACGAAUUGCAACUAUGUUGAUAAGUAGAAAAAAAAUAAACCGACAA
Malaya genurostris is the source of this 1849-nucleotide messenger RNA. RefSeq names its product zinc finger protein 761-like. Gene Ontology annotation, molecular function: DNA-binding transcription activator activity, RNA polymerase II-specific; RNA polymerase II cis-regulatory region sequence-specific DNA binding. The transcript is spliced from 2 exons. Gene Ontology annotation, cellular component: nucleus. The record is from RefSeq and is a predicted model, not a curated record. NCBI's taxonomy places the organism in Eukaryota, Metazoa, Arthropoda, Insecta, Diptera, Culicidae. The coding region runs from base 272 to 1702 and encodes 476 amino acids. Gene Ontology annotation, biological process: regulation of transcription by RNA polymerase II.